AUGUUUCGAAUUCAGAUUCGUGUAGUUGUCGCUGUGAUGAUAUUUUGCGGUUAUUUUUUUAUUUACGUCAUACGUUACAAUAUUAGUGUGCACAUCGUUGACAUGAUCCAGGUUUCUAAAAGAGAAGGUGGUAAUAAUUACAGUAGUUUAAUUAUUGGGAGGCAAAAUCGUAAAUCGGGAGUCAUAGACAUGAUGAAUUGGGAUGAUAUGAAAAUGGCUGUGAUUUUUUCUGCCUACCAUAUUGGUUAUUGCAUUUGCUUUCCAAUCUUCCAUAACCUUGGAGAUAGGCAAGUUCACGUUUAUGAUAGAAUAAUUGAUACAAAUAGAUAA
Molecule: messenger RNA, 330 nt
Organism: Bombyx mandarina (wild silkworm)
Lineage: Eukaryota; Metazoa; Arthropoda; Insecta; Lepidoptera; Bombycidae
Product: sialin
Biological process (GO): monoatomic anion transport; transmembrane transport
Cellular component (GO): membrane
Molecular function (GO): transmembrane transporter activity
Source: RefSeq, a predicted model, not a curated record